This is a messenger RNA of Sphenostylis stenocarpa, 4293 nucleotides long. The record is from the annotation of a GenBank genome assembly. NCBI's taxonomy places the organism in Eukaryota, Viridiplantae, Streptophyta, Magnoliopsida, Fabales, Fabaceae.
AUGGACGGAGAUAUUUACAGAGCAAGUAACAGUUUACGUGCGAGAAGUUCAACAGCUUGGAGGAACAGUGGUGUGGAGGCAUUUUCAAGGUCUUCUCGUGAAGAGGAUGACGAAGAAGCUCUCAAAUGGGCUGCUCUUGAGAAGCUCCCUACCUACAACCGUCUCAGGAAAGGCUUGCUGACAGCAUCCCAUGGAGUUGCCAACGAAAUCGACGUCGCUGAUCUUGGCUUCCAAGAGAGACAGAAACUUCUCGAGAGGUUGGUCAAGGUGGCUGAAGAGGACAAUGAGAGGUUCUUGUUGAAGCUCAAGAAGCGUAUUGACAGAGUUGGACUCGAUAUUCCAACAAUUGAAGUUCGAUAUGAGCACCUCAAGAUUGAGGCAGAGGCUUUUGUGGGAAGCAGAGCUUUGCCUUCUUUCAUCAACUCUGUUACUAAUGUCAUAGAGGGAUUUUUUAACAUGCUCCAUAUUAUCCCAAGCAAAAAGAAACACGUUACCAUUCUUAAAGAUGUAAGUGGAAUUGUCAAACCUCGCAGGAUGACACUGCUUUUGGGUCCUCCAAGUUCAGGAAAGACCACACUUCUUUUGGCCUUGUCAGGAAAGCUUGAUAAAAGUCUUAAGGUAUCUGGAAAAGUGACUUACAAUGGGCAUGAAUUGAAUGAGUUUGUACCCCAGAGAACUGCUGCUUACAUCAGCCAGCAUGAUGUUCAUAUUGGAGAAAUGACUGUGAGGGAAACCUUGGCUUUCUCUGCAAGGUGCCAAGGGGUUGGAUCACGUUAUGAAAUGCUAUCUGAGUUGUCUAGAAGAGAGAAAGCUGCAAAUAUCAAGCCUGACCCAGAUCUUGAUGUGUACAUGAAGGCAACCGCAACUCCAGGCCAGGAGUCAAGCAUAGUGACAGAUUAUACAAUGAAGAUUCUGGGGUUGGAUAUUUGUGCUGACACUAUGGUGGGGGAUGAAAUGUUGCGUGGGAUCUCUGGAGGACAAAGGAAGCGUGUUACUACAGGAGAGAUGUUGGUUGGACCAGCAAAUGCUUUAUUCAUGGAUGAAAUCUCCACAGGGUUGGACAGUUCCACAACAUUUCAGAUUGUCAGCUCUCUCAGGCAAUAUGUCCACAUUCUGAAUGGAACAGCUGUCAUAUCUUUGCUCCAGCCAGCACCCGAGACUUACGACCUUUUCGACGACAUUAUCUUAAUUUCUGAUGGCCAAGUUGUUUACCAUGGCCCUCGUGAAUAUGUUCUGGACUUCUUUGAAUCCAUGGGUUUCAGAUGUCCCGAGAGGAAAGGUGUUGCUGACUUCCUUCAAGAAGUGACAUCCAAGAAAGAUCAAGCACAAUACUGGGUGCGCAGAGAUCAACCAUACAGAUUUGUGACAGUUGGUCAAUUUGCUGAGGCAUUUCAAUCAUUCCAUAUUGGUAGGAAACUUGGACAGGAGCUUGCAGUUCCAUUUGACAGGACUAAGAGCCACCCUGCUGCAUUAACCACCAAGCAGUAUGGCAUCAACAAGAAGGAGCUGUUAAAGGCUAACUUCUCAAGGGAGUAUUUGCUUAUGAAAAGGAAUUCAUUUGUUUACAUCUUCAAGCUAUGUCAGCUUUCUGUCAUGGCGUUAAUUGCAUUGACACUAUUUUUCCGGACGGAGAUGCACCGUGAUAAUAUAGAUGAUGCGGGUGUUUAUGCUGGUGCUAUAUUUUUCACACUAGUAAUGAUUAUGUUCAAUGGACUGGCUGAAAUUUCUAUGACCAUUGCUAAGCUUCCUGUUUUCUACAAGCAACGGAAUCUUCUAUUUUUUCCCUCUUGGGCAUAUGCUAUUCCUUCGUGGAUUCUCAAGAUUCCCGUUACCUUAGUGGAGGUUGGUCUUUGGGUAUUCCUGACCUACUAUGUUAUUGGAUUUGAUCCAAAUGUUGGGAGGCUAUUUAAGCAGUACCUAGUGUUAAUUUUUGUUAGUCAGAUGGCUUCUGGGUUAUUCCGAGCUAUUGCAGCACUGGGUAGAAACAUGAUUGUCGCCAACACAUUUGGGUCAUUUGCAGUUCUCACGCUUCUUGCAUUGGGUGGUUUCAUUUUGUCAAAAAGCGAUAUCAAAAGAUGGUGGAUUUGGGGUUUCUGGAUUUCACCUUUGAUGUAUGGGCAGAAUGCUUUGUUGGGCAAUGAAUUUCUUGGAAACAAUUGGCACAACGAUAGCUACAAUUUAGGAGUUGAAUAUCUUAACUCCCGCGCGUUCUUCACAGAUUCAAAUUGGUAUUGGAUAGGUUUUGGGGCACUGGUUGGAUUUGUGCUCAUUUUGAACGUGAUGUUUGGCCUUGCUCUCGAAUUCCUUGACCCAUUUGAUAAGCCACAAGCAACAAUAACUGAAGAAACGCCAGAAGAAACUACCCUUAACGAAGGAACCCUAGCAGAAGUUGAAUUACCACGCAGAGAAAGAUCAGGAAGAAGUGGUUCUGUUGUGGAGUCAAGCCACGGAAAGAAAAAGGGAAUGGUGCUUCCUUUUGAACCACAUUCUAUCACCUUUGAUGAAAUCGUAUACUCUGUUGACAUGCCACAGGAAAUGAAGCAACAAGGUGUACAAGAGGACAAACUGGUGCUUUUGAAGGGUGUUAGUGGUGCAUUCAGGCCCGGUGUUCUCACGGCUUUGAUGGGUGUAAGUGGUGCUGGUAAAACUACUUUGAUGGAUGUUUUGGCUGGUAGGAAAACCGGUGGAUAUAUUGAAGGAAGCAUCAAAAUUUCUGGGUACCCUAAGAAGCAAGCAACAUUUGCUCGUGUCUCUGGAUACUGUGAGCAAAACGAUAUCCACUCACCUCAUGUUACAGUUUUCGAAUCACUCCUAUACUCGGCAUGGCUCCGUUUACCUUCAAGUGUUGAUUCCAAAACUAGAAAGAUGUUCAUUGAGGAAGUCAUGGAACUGGUGGAGCUGAACCCAUUAAGGAACUCGCUGGUUGGACUGCCCGGUGUGAGUGGUCUCUCUACUGAACAGAGAAAGAGGCUGACUAUUGCGGUUGAAUUGGUGGCUAACCCGUCCAUAAUUUUCAUGGAUGAGCCUACUUCUGGGUUGGAUGCAAGAGCUGCUGCUAUUGUCAUGAGAACAGUCAGGAACACUGUCGACACUGGAAGAACUGUUGUGUGCACCAUCCAUCAGCCCAGCAUCGACAUAUUUGAAGCAUUUGAUGAGCUAUUCCUAAUGAAGCGUGGUGGACAGGAAAUAUAUGUCGGGCCACUGGGUCGUCAUUCUAGUCAUCUGAUCAAGUAUUUUGAGAGCAUUGAUGGGGUGAGCAAAAUCAAAGACGGAUAUAACCCGGCUACUUGGAUGUUGGAGGUUACAACCACCGCACAAGAACUUAGUUUGGGUGUUGAUUUUACUGACUUGUACAAGAACUCUGAUUUAUAUAGGAGAAACAAGCAACUUAUACAAGAACUGAGUCAGCCUGCUCCCGGUUCAAAGGAUCUUCAUUUCCCUACUCAAUACUCUCAGUCAUUCUUGGUCCAAUGUCAAGCUUGCCUAUGGAAACAACGUUGGUCAUAUUGGCGUAAUCCACCAUACACUUCUGUGAGGUUUUUCUUCACUACUUUCAUAGCCAUAAUGUUUGGAACGAUGUUCUGGGACCUCGGAGGCAAAUACUCAACCCGAGGAGAACUGAUGAACGCUAUAGGCUCAAUGUACACUGCUGUUCUCUUCCUUGGAGUACAAAAUUCUUCCUCCGUACAGCCAGUGGUGGCAGUUGAAAGGACUGUCUUUUACAGAGAAAAGGCUGCCGGAAUGUAUUCUGCCUUACCCUAUGCAUUUGCACAGAUGUUGGUAGAGCUACCCUAUAUCUUUUUUCAAGCGGUGACAUACGGUGUAAUAGUUUAUGCCAUGAUCGGAUUUGAGUGGACUGCAGAGAAAUUCUUUUGGUACCUAUUUUUCAUGUACUUCACACUGUUGUACUUCACCUUCUAUGGCAUGAUGACUGUGGGAGUGACACCAAACCACCAUGUUGCUUCCAUCGUGGCUGCUGCAUUUUAUGCAGUUUGGAAUCUCUUCUCAGGAUUUGUUGUCUCAAGACCUAACAUCCCAGUGUGGUGGAGAUGGUACUAUUGGGCUUGCCCGGUGGCUUGGACCUUAUAUGGAUUGGUUGGAUCCCAGUUUGGAGAUAUAACGGUGGAAAUGUUGAAUGAAAGUGGGAAGACUGUGAAAGCUUUCAUAGAGGACAGUUAUGGUAUCGAACAUGACUUCAUCGGAGUUGCUGCUGUUGUGGUCGCUGGCGUUGCGGUUCUCUUUGCAGUUAUUUUUGCUGUUGCAAUCAAGACCUUUAACUUCCAAAAGAGAUAG